Molecule: messenger RNA, 877 nt
Organism: Cuscuta campestris
Lineage: Eukaryota; Viridiplantae; Streptophyta; Magnoliopsida; Solanales; Convolvulaceae
Source: the annotation of a GenBank genome assembly
GCUUUGCAAUAAUCGAUUAUCAGCCUUUGCAGCCAAAACCCAGAAUCUUCAGAGAGGACCAAUAAUCGAUUAUCACUUGUUGACAAUCGAUUAUCUGGGUUACCGUUGUCCUCCAACGGAUAGAAUUUUAAAUUUUUGGACAGGGAAUCUUUGGAUAAUCGAUUAUCAUGAAAGAAAUGACCUUAGAACAAUUGCUUGUUCAUCUCCGGGUCCGCGAAGAGGGUCUGGCCGGCGAGAACAAAGUAAUUGUUGCUAAGGCUAAUGUAGUGGAGCAUCCACCAAAGGAGGGUUCUUCCAAAGGGACCAAGAAGGACACAAAAAAGCUUGGUCCUAAAGGAGGCGUCACGAAGACUAAGUUCGCAGGGAAAUGCUACAACUAUGGCAUUUCAAGCCACCGUUCUUCAGAGUGUCGUAAAAAGCCUCAGAAGAAAAAGAAAUUGAAGGAAGAGGCCCUCUGCUCGGAGCUAAACUCUAUGGAUCUCUAUGCGGUCGUGGCAGAGGUCAACCUGGACGUCGCCUACGACUGGUGGAAGCACGCUAGAGAAAACAUUCCUGAUCCCGUGCCAUGGGCUGCCUUAGAACCCCUCUCCAAAGAGGAGUAUGUGUUGGAGCAUUUCAUUGAGGCCAAGCGAGAGGAGUUCCUCAAGCUCACCCAAGGUGAAAUCACCCUUUCGGAGUAUCGGCACUAGCUCGACGAGCUAGCCGAGUUUGGAAGGGAUUGGGUACAGAUGAUAGAGAAGCGCUGCAAGCAGUUUGUUGAGGGGUUUGCACCCUAAUAUCUCCGUUGGGCUUAUUAUGGCACCCUGGAAAGACAUCAAUACUGUGUACAAACAAGAACUAGAGCUUAACGUCGCCCCAAUAUAGAAAGCUGUUUGUG